AUGUCUUAUGAGCUGCCGCCCAAGGAGAAGCUGCGCGAGAUAGCUGCCCGCCAAGAUGCAAAGGAGAAAGAGAUCAAAGAGGCUCGCGCCAGACGUUUGUCGAACAAGCCGCUGAAUGAGCAAGAGGCCGCUGCUGAAAUCAUCCAAGUCGGUGACGACCAACACUCGAAGUUGUCAAGUUAUGAUGCUGAACCCGACCAGCGAAACUACCGCGGCCAUCGCGAGCGUAGGGAGAUGCGUGGCCUAGGGCUGUCUGCCUCGACGAGAUGGUUUGAUGUAUGUUGUCUGCCUCGACUCUACUCGUCCCUGACUGACAUGGUCUAG
This is a messenger RNA of Aureobasidium vineae, 324 nucleotides long. The record is from the annotation of a GenBank genome assembly. Lineage: Eukaryota; Fungi; Ascomycota; Dothideomycetes; Dothideales; Saccotheciaceae.